Molecule: messenger RNA, 342 nt
Organism: Aspergillus tanneri
Lineage: Eukaryota; Fungi; Ascomycota; Eurotiomycetes; Eurotiales; Aspergillaceae
Exons: 2
Coding region: 1-342 (113 amino acids)
Source: RefSeq, a predicted model, not a curated record
AUGGCGUGGUAUUCUAUCCUUCCCCCGGAUUUAAUCUACGUCGAAAGCUGGGCUGCUCGGACCUUUAUUCUCCUCGGUCUCAUAACCAUCGUUCCUUGGGCGCUUCUCAUUAUGUUCGAUCUGUGCCUGUAUCUCUGGCGGAUGCUGGAAUAUGAAAUCGCCGUGGUCGGCGGUAGGGCCAGGGGGAGGCAACGACCUCGCGCGCCCAGUUUAAACGAGAGACGCGGUCGUCAACGGAGGGUGUUCAGUCUGACAGGCUAUGAAGAUGCCGAUGCGACGACCAGGAGGGAGACGACUGAGGACCAGCUGAGGCGGAGGACCCCAACCGAUCCGUCCCAAUGA